Molecule: messenger RNA, 765 nt
Organism: Phaeodactylum tricornutum CCAP 1055/1
Lineage: Eukaryota; Bacillariophyta; Bacillariophyceae; Surirellales; Neidiaceae
Exons: 1
Coding region: 1-765 (254 amino acids)
Molecular function (GO): lyase activity
Source: RefSeq, a predicted model, not a curated record
AUGGCUCACCGACUUGCUCUAGCGUCAGCUGCCCGCCUCCGCGUAUCCCACGCGCGUCUCUUUUCGAGCGCGGCUUCAUCGGGUCUCGAUCGCGUUCAAACCGUCGAAAACUACGAACACGUCCUGAACACCUUUGCGCAGGUCCGUGCUUGCGCCGUUCUCCGGACCGCUACUUCGGAUGAUUGCCCCAAGGCCAUGCAAGCCGCCAUUGACGGUGGUUUCCAGAUCUGCGAGUUCACCCUCACGACUCCCAACUGUCUGCAGCAUCUGGCCGAUUUCCGUGCCAAGUACGAUGGCAAGGUCAUGAUUGGAUGCGGGACCAUUCUGACGAUCGAUGAUGCUGCCGCUGCUGUCGACGCAGGCAGUGAGUUUAUCAUCACUCCCGUCAUGCUUCCCGACGUUAUUGAGUGGUGCAAAGAGCGCAACAUUGUCUCCGUGCCCGGAUGCCAAACGCCCACGGAACUCGUCAACGCGUAUCGUCACGGUGCUCCCUUGCAAAAGCUAUUCCCCGGUGUCGCGGGUGGACCCGGUUGGGUCAAAGCCGUCUCGUCGGCGUUGCCCUUUUUGAGCAUCAACCCCACGUCUGGGGUGGACCUCGACAACGCCGGGGAGUUCCUUAAGAACGGAGCCGCCUCCGUGGGACUCGUCGCACCCCUCUUUGAUCCCGUCGCCGUCGCGAAUAAGGACUGGGACCAGAUUGCUCAGAACGCCGCCAAGGUCAUGGCCAAUGUGCGUGAAGUCGGACCCUACCAGCGAAAGAAGUAA